Messenger RNA from Thecamonas trahens ATCC 50062, 5205 nucleotides. RefSeq lists its product as uncharacterized. Gene Ontology annotation, molecular function: integrin binding. The transcript has a single exon. Bases 1 to 5205 code for a protein of 1734 amino acids. Gene Ontology annotation, cellular component: integrin complex; external side of plasma membrane. Gene Ontology annotation, biological process: cell-matrix adhesion; cell-cell adhesion; integrin-mediated signaling pathway. The record is from RefSeq and is a predicted model, not a curated record. NCBI's taxonomy places the organism in Eukaryota, Apusomonadida, Apusomonadidae.
AUGAAGGUCGUUGUGCUCCAACUUGUGGCCCUUGUGGCAGCACUCACGGUUGUGGGUGGUGUCCUUGGGUCGCCUCUGCGGCAGUGUGUGCCCGGUACCACCGGAAAGGCUGCCGCUGUUGUCGCGCCGCACCGCGAUAUUGAUGCCAAGUUUUCUGGGCGUUUCCCGCUUGCUGCGGGCCGCCUCACCGGCUUCCUUGCUGGUCCGGCCGUGACUUUUGCCGCAGCCCUGGACUCGGCUACCCCUGCGUGGGGCGUUCGCCUCUCGCUCCAAACCCGCCAAGCGCGCCUCUCGCCGGGCCAUGGCGCGUCGGACGCGCCGUUCAAGUGCGCCCUGGGUGGGUCCAACGGCGACGCGCGGCUCAUGUCGCACGUCUUCACCUACGCCACGGUCGCACCCGAUGUGGCCAAGGUCUCUGUCGUCGCCGAGCAGUGGCUCGAGACGGCGAAGCAGGUCGGUGCGCUCGAGCACUCGCUCAAGCUCCUGACCGGCCCUUCGGCGCCGGGCACCACCUUUUCGCUCACCUUUGACGUUACGACGUCUCAGGCUGUGGCGUCGAGCUCUGUCGACGCCGACACCGGCGCUUUUAUCGUGCGCUCCGCCGCAGACGCUGUCCUCCUCGAGCUUUCUGCGCCUGUAGCUUUUGACGCCGACGGCACGCCGCUCGCCGCCCGCUUUGUGGGCUCAGACGACGGCGCUACGUUGGCGUACGAGGUGACGCUCCCGGCCACCGGCAGCGUCGCCUACCCGCUUUUCAUUGAUCCGUUUGCGUCGACGCCGUCGUGGCAGAUCACCGGCACCCAGCACCGUGAGUCGUUUGGCUACUCGCUUGCGAUGGGAGACCUCAACGCCGACGGUGAGAUGGACCUCGCGAUCGGCUCGCCGGCGUACGAUACGCGGCGUGGACUUGACGCCGGGCGCGUCACGCUUGUCAUGGGCACGUCCAACUCGUUUGAGACGGUGGCCGACGGUCAUCUGGAGCUCCCGUCGUCUUACAGCCACUGGGACGCGGUCAUCCGCGCCUCGUUUGGCGUCUCGCUCGACAUCGGUGACGCCGACGGCGAUGCCUACAUGGACCUUGUUGUCGGCGCGCCGCAGGCCGGUGGCUCGAACGACAACGGCUACCGUGGCGAGGCUUUCCUCUACCGCGACGACCACUGCUCAACUUCGUGCAAGGCGAGCUGCGUCGACUCUACCGUGGUCGACACGGUCAUUUCGUCGCCGGUCUCGUACCCGGGUUGGGGCGUUCGUCUCGACACCGGGAUCCCGCAGUCGCUCGGCACCGUCUCGGGCGUCUACCGCGAGACAAUUUCCGAGACGACCUCAGUCGAGACCCGCGUCGAGACGCUCAUCUCCGAGUCGAUUGCCGUGACCUCGAUCGGCAUCCCCUCGUCGGGCUGCCAUUGGCACGUCGGCCAGUUCAUCCGCUUUGACGACGUGACCUUUGGUUCGGGCUUCCUGUGGCACACCGAGGUCGGCGCCGGAUGGCCGACCUCCACGCUCACCUUUGAGCUCUUCUACCGUGGAACCGACACGGUCGGCUCGCUCGCGCACUACGCUUCGUCGUCGCACUCGGACGCGUUCCGGCUGUACGACCCCAACGCGCUUAGGGCUCGCUUCCGCGGCUCCAACCUCAACACUGGUGCUAACGUCGCCGACGGCAUGUGGCAUCACAUUGCGGUGACGUGGCGGACCGCUUCGUCAGGCCAGACCAUUGUGUACGUUGAUGGCGCACAGGUUGCGUCAGGCACGACGACAACCGGCUCGCUCGGUGGCGUUGGCUCGUUCCUUGUCGCCGGCCGGCUUAACAACGGCUACCGCUACCGCUACACUUCGGCUUCCAACUCGCUGGAGGACUCUGAGAUCUCGCUUGUCCGCAUGUGGAACGAGUUCCGGUCUGCGACGCAGAUUGCCGACUCGAUCGGGUGCGCGCCGGCGCCGUCGCCGACGCUCUACGCCUCAUGGGACUUUUCGGUUGUCGAGCGGGUCAACGAUGCCUCGGACGCUCUGCGCGUCCGCGACCCGGUCUCGGGCCAUUGGCUGGGCAUUGUCAACGGCGAGGUCUCGGCGCCCGACUCGACGCUCCCGCGGCCGUCGACCGGCUCGGUCUACACGGCCACGCUUGAGCGGACAAUCAACACAACGACGAUCACCCACACCCGGACGUGCUCGGCGUGCUCGGGUGCCGGUGGCUGCCGCUGGCGCAACGCCCAGGAGAACCCGAUGAGCGACCGCCUGGGCUGGAACAACGCUGGGCAGAUCGGUUCCGCGGUGGCCAUCGGUGCGACGCUGACCGGGUCCGGCGGCGUCGCUGUCGGCCGCCACCUCCUUGGCUCCCCGUACGGUGGCGAGGGCUACGUCUACAUCUACAACAACCCGCGGUCCAACUUUGGUACGACUGUUGAUGACACGCGGCUGCAGAACCCGCAGUCUUCGCGUCGUGGUGCCGAAGGCUUUGGCAUGUUUGGCAACCGGCUCUAUGCCCGUGCUGACCUGCUCAACGGUGACGGCCGUGUCGACCUUGUUGUUGCCGCGCCGCGCCACUCGGACACGCAGCAGUCGGGCGGCAUCGGGUACACCGGGCGCGUCCUGGUCUAUCCCGGCACGACCGGCACCACGAUGUCGACCACGCCCGGCUGGGCUGUCACUGGCCCGUCGUUUAACUCGGGCUUUGGCCGCGGCCUCGCCGCAGCCGACGUCAACGGUGAUGGGUUCAUGGACCUGCUUGUGGGCGCGCCGUUCCGCCAGGUCAACGCUGGCAACGACGGCGCCGUGUACGUGUACGCGGGCUCGGCUUCGGGUCUUUCGUCGACGACUGCUGCGCAGAUGGUGGCCGGCCCGGCCAUCUACGGCCAGUUUGGAGAGGCGAUUGCGCCUGCUGGUGACCUCAACCGAGACGGGUGCCCGGACGUGGUCAUCGGUGCGCCGAACACCGGCGACAACGUCGAGGGCGCGGUCUACGUGUUCCGCGGCUGCGACUCGGUGACCGGCUUCCUUGGCGCCACGCCGGCGCAGGCCAUCACCAUGCCUGAAGAGAACGGCAUGUUUGGUCGUGCCAUGGUCUCGGCUGUCGACAUUGACGGUGACUCGUGGAACGACCUCAUUGUCUCGCAUCCGUUCUGGUACGCGUCGGGCAUGGCUACCCAGGCUGUCGGCCGUGUCAUCAUGCUCCGCGGCCUGCCGAUGGCCGACCUGGAGGUGACCUCGGUCGUCGCUCCGGUUGCGUCUGUUGCCGUUCCGGCGCAGGUGACGGUCACGGCCUCCUUCCGCAACAACGGCGCUUCGGUGGCUAACAACGGCGUCGCCACGUUUGAGUUUGAGACCGCCGAGGGCCUCUCGCUCAAUGCACCGUCGGGCGCGCUCCUCGCCGGCGCGUGCACGCUGGCGCCCAAGUCUGGUGCGCCUACGUUUAUGGUCUCAACCUGCCCGCUCAACGCGAUUCCGGUCAGCCCCACGCCCAGCACGAUCACGUACACGUUCUCGACGACCGUCGACACGCCCAACGUGGCCCGGACGGUGACCUUUUCGGUUGUCGCCGAUGAGGUGGACGAGGACGGCGCCACCGGCUCGGACUCGUUUAGCCUCACGGCGCCGGUCGACAUCUCGGUGCAGAUUGUGUCGGAGCCGCCCGAGGCGAAUUCUGUCAUCCUCGAUGGCUUUAUCGAGUAUGUCGUUGUUGUCCGCGCGGCACCUGCGAUGGUGACGGCGUACAACGUGCAGCUGUCGUCGAACAUGCCGACGUCGGCGUUUUUCUACGACUCGGUGGUGGCCCAGGACACGUCGCCGACCCACACCGUGGCAUGCGGCGGCGCGUCGACGUGCACCAUUCCGCGGCUCCGGUCCGGCGAGGAGUUUAACGUCACGUACACGCUUCAGGUCCUCGACGGCAUCACGUCGCUGGUGACCAACAACCAGUACGUGCAGACCUUUACCGUGACGACCGACUCGGACGACUCGAACUCGGCCAACGAUGUGGCGGUGACCAAGGCAUACAACGUGACGCAGACGUGCGACCUUGUGGUCAACCUCAUUGCGUCGCCGACGUCUGUGGUUGCCGGCUCGGAGGGCCUCAAUCUGGUUGCGACGUUCCAGAACAUCGGCCGGGUGGUGUGUGCUGGAGUAGAGGCGAACCUGACGGUGCCUACUGGCAUCCAGUACCUCCUCUCUGCGCCGCAGCCGUCCUCGUUCUCACCGGCGUGCGUGUGGGACCAGGCCAACUAUGUGGUCUCGUGCAAGUUUGACGCGCCUCGGUUCGAAGCGCGGUCGGUCUUUUACCGGUUCAAGACGAUGUCUUCGUCCGACGCGCCGAUUCCGGUGCUGAUGAACACGACGCAGACGACGCUUGAGCUCGAGGAGAACCUGCACGACAACAAUGCAGCUGUUGUGGUCAACUCGUACUUUGCGGUCGACGCCGGUGUCUCGCUGCAGCCGCCGUCGCGGCUGCUCGACGGCAACAACCGCCCGCUGUACAUGAUUCCCGAGGUGCCUGUCCGCUGGUCGAUCGGCCUCAAGGCCGGCUCGUCGGCGUCCGACAUUCCGGCAGGUGCAACGACGGUCUUCCAUAUCCCGGCCGUGUACGGCGUGCCGCCGACUGGCCUCACGGCGCAGUCGGCCAACGGCGUGACGUGUGUGGUGUCGGGCGCCGCCGCCAACGUGACGUGCACGUGGCCGCAGAUUCUGGCCGGCGGAGAGAUGAGCAUCGAUGUUCUCGUCGAGGCGCCGUUCACGGCGGCGGACACCAUCCGCGCACAAGUUGCGGUGACAAACACCGGCAUUCCCGACUUUGACACCUCGAACAACGUGGUGUUUGGCUCGGAGCUGCUGGACAAGACGACCAACGUGGCGCUCGCCACGUCGUACGGCCCUGUCCCGUCGCCGCGCGGUGGAACGAUGGAGAUCCGUGGCGACGUGGUGGUCAAUGGCGGGCGGAACCCGGCGAAGGACUUGGUGCUCAACGUGGAGUACCCCGAGGAUGUGACCUACGUCUCGGCGGUCCUGCUCGAAGGCUCGUGCGUGGACAAGCCGGCGGUGCGCGUGGUGACCUGCACGCUCCGUGCGGAGCUUGUCGACCGUGGUCGCCUCGUCCCGACGCUCCUCUUCACGCCGACUUUCCUCGGCACGCGGGUCUUCAACGUCAACAUCACCAACUCGCGGACGGAGCAGCUGCUCUCGGACAACGUCAAGGCGAUCUGGAAGACGCGGUGA